AUGCUCGUUCCUGCUGCUAUAUGGAUUGAAUACCAUCGUUAUAGGAUUUCAAAAUUACUCCGAACUCGUACAAAAGAUUCAUCUAACAUAACAUCUUCAUAUGAAAAUAUUAGAUGUUUUUCUCUUAAAUUGACAUCCACACUCACAACGGAUGUGAUAACCAAUGGAGAUAAAUUUAAACAUACUGUAUAUAGUCAAGGAAUUUGUGGUAAUCUCCAAAUUCCACCUAAGAAACGAUCAUGCACACCAUUUUUACAUAUACAUCCUUAUCAAACAGAAAUAUUUACUAUUCUUCAAGGUCAUUUCUCUUAUCAAUAUGGUGAUGAAAUAUAUUCGUGUGAUAUUCAUACAUGUCCAUCACCUAUUAUUAUUCAUCCAAAUAUUCCUCAUACAUUUUGGAUGAAUGAUAAUAAAGAAGAUCUUAUUUUAAUUGUUCGUAUUGAACCAACAUAUAAAGACCGUGGUCUAUCAGCUAAAUCAUUUGAAAAUAUAGUUGGUGUUGUUCGUGAUAAAUAUAUGACUAUAUGGCAAGCAUUCGUAUUUGUCGAUAAUAUUGAAACAUAUCCUAUAUUUUUACCAUUCCCGUUUGUAAAAAUAAUAAUUAAAAUUGGUUCUUUAAUUGAACAAUUACUUGGUUAUCAAACAGAAUAUGAAGAAUAUACAACGAAAUAA
This is a messenger RNA of Rotaria sp. Silwood1, 672 nucleotides long. The record is from the annotation of a GenBank genome assembly. NCBI's taxonomy places the organism in Eukaryota, Metazoa, Rotifera, Eurotatoria, Philodinida, Philodinidae.